Camponotus floridanus (Florida carpenter ant) is the source of this 5016-nucleotide messenger RNA. RefSeq lists its product as uncharacterized. The coding region runs from base 250 to 4353 and encodes 1367 amino acids. The transcript has 11 exons. Lineage: Eukaryota; Metazoa; Arthropoda; Insecta; Hymenoptera; Formicidae. The record is from RefSeq and is a predicted model, not a curated record.
CAUGUAAAUCUCUAUCCGUGAUAUCAGCUGAUCGACUCCAAUCACGUCGCGCGCGUGAAUACGUGACUUUAAUCGUCGCAGCUGUCAUGGCGUCGUCGCGAGUGCCAGGAUAGCCUCGACGAGAGAUUUCCACGCUGUUUUUUGAGGAAUACUUGGAUUUUGCGACGUGACGCGAUGUUGAUCGCGACGUUAUCCGAUCAUCGUUGAAAAUCGCAUCUGGCCGAACGGAUCUGGAAAUUCAAAGACAAAAUGUCACGCAGAAACAAAAAACGAAAAACCGAGGAGGAAGAGCAAAAAAUAAACGAUGGGGAGCAGGAUAAUUUUUUCUCUGACGAGAUGAGGGAGGAGAUGAAAACAAUGUGGGAGAUACCACAAAUUUUUCACUUUCUUCAUCUUACAAGAGAAUCUCUCAAUAUACCUCAAUUCUCUAUAUACGAAAUGGAGAGGAUGCUGUUGAUACCGAGAGCCUCGAAACAAUUAGCAAACAUCAUGACGUGUUUGUUAAGUUCCCCAAUUACCAAAGCAAAGCUGCGCAAGGUGCCACCGAUGCCAUAUGAAUUUUGGACCAACAUUCUUACACAUAAGAUGGCGAGCUGGUUCAAAGUUUAUCAUGCAAAACACAAAGAUGCGACCAAAGUUCUAGAAACCAUUGGCGUCGAACCAGAAUUCUGGAAGGUCUUCCCUAAUGCCUCGUUACUCGAUGGGAAACACUUUGAAGAUCUAAGUUUUAGGCAGAGAGUCUGGCUGCUGAAAACCGUCUGUGAUACAAUCAUGCAUACUAGAAAAACAGUUCAGGAAGAUAUAGCAAAACAACCAUGGGAAGAUCAGUUUGAAACACUUUUAGGAGUCGAUCGCUAUGGAACGAGAUACAUUUACUUUCCACAAUUUAUCCCAAACGAUCUCAGAAUUUACAGGCAUUGUCUGAACAAUAAAAUUUUGUCGACUGUCAAGCCUGUUAAAAUAAAAGAAGAAACGGAAACGAGCAAGUUAAUCGAUACGAGAUUGAAUAGAUAUAAACAAAAAAAAUUGCAGUCUCACAAUAACUCAGCGUGUCGCAGAUCAACUAGACACAGUAAUAUUAACAAUAAGGAUUUGAAUGAUUACAAGGACAACAACAAUAGCAUCGCGGAUUCGUUUAUCAGCGAGGAUACGAAUUUGAGUAAUACGAGCACGUGUACUAAUAAUAAUAACAUAAGUUUGAAUACCAUAAGUAGAAAACGUUGUAGGAGUUUAUCGAAAAUGUCCGAGGAAAGUACUCUAUCAAAUGCAAAAUCCAGUGGCUAUGAUACCAAUGCUUCUAGUGAUAAGUCUGUCGACAAUGAAUCGUCGUCGAUGUUCAAAGGUUUUAUCAACAUUCAAAAUGAUAAUUCCGGUAUAGGGAUAAUUAAUGAAAUGUUAGAUGACCUAAAGUCGGAAAUUGAUGAAGAAAGGAGAAUGAAUGAACAUGGGAGCAAUAGUAACGAAUCACCGCAAGGAAAUCUUAUGAAAGCGUAUAAAAAUACAAUAGAUUCUUGCGAAACUUUAACCGUUGAAAGAGAUGAGAAUGAGAGAUCGAGCGAUAAUUUGUCCAAUAGCUCAAAAACGGACGAUGAGAAACUGAACGACAUAAUUAGUGCCGAGAAUUCUAAGUUACCUGAGAGUGUAUAUGCCAAAAGUGUUUCUGCCAGUGAUAAUGUAAGUGAUAUUUCAAUAUUGACGUCCAAAUCGGAUGACGAGAAGUUGAGUGAAACGAAGACCAGUGGUAGUAAUGUUAGCAAUAUUUUUAAUGAUUCACUUUGCGCAUCUCCUUCCAUCGAUAGUGUAUCAUUAAGUGAAGAAGUGACUAAAUGUGACUUCCAUUUAGACAAAAAAGUUUCAUCAACAAAAAUAAGAUCGAAUGAUUCAAUUGAAAGAAGAACUUUAAGAAACAGGAUACGACUACGAUCUCGAAAUAAAGCAGGACAGUAUACUAAAGAAAGCAAAAUUAAAGUGGAAAAAGAUGAAAUAAAGAAAAAGAUGAAAUUGGAAGUGGAUAAUAAAAUUGAUGAAGUAGAUGAAAAAAAUUUCUCUGCAAGCGAGUUAGACUUACAAGAAGAUGUCGAAUAUGAUCUAGAUGAUUACACAAACAAUUCCAAUACUGGUUAUAAUUUAAGAAAAUCUAAGGAUCCAGAAACUGAUGAAUAUAAGAAACAUUUCGACAACAUGUUAUCUGAUCUAAGUGUUUCUGAAUUUCAAUUAGUAGUCGACACUGUGGAAGACUUAAGGGAUCUCAUUAGCAGUUUUUCAAACAAUAAUUUAGAAAGCAAUGAUAAAAUAGAAGAAGUAACUCCUCUGUGUGAAGUAACAUUGGUAGUGAAAUUAAACGAGUUAUUAAAUUUCUUGGAACCAAUGGAGGCAGCUUUGAAAGACACAAUGCGAAAAGCAAGGGCAAAACUUCAAAGGGAAUGGUCUAAUUUUAAGGAAGGCAAUGUGGAGGAUCAGGACUCAUCCAGUGAGGGUGGUCUCAGCUCUAAUUGGUGGGUUCUUGGAUCGCAGGGCAGGGAUCCACUAUCAGUUCCCGGAGAUGCAACGUUACAAACGUUACCGCAACUUACCUUAUCCUCACUUGGCACCCAAAACGGUCAACAACAGCGACAAUCAACCGAAGGCGAGAACGCGACCAAGAAUUCCGCCGAGCAAAAUCGCCGCGAGAGUCGGGAAGCGAAUGGCAACGAACAGCGGAAAGAAAACAGCGAGAAACAAUCGGAUGUCGAGACGUCACCGACAAGAAGAGACCAAAUUGAGGAAGGAGGAGAAAAGCGGGAACACAAACAACACGGAGAAAACGAGAAUCCGUCGAACGACAAAGAUGCAGAACAACAGACGCGACGAGUACUACGAACGCGCGGAGUUUCCUCGUACACAGAACAAUUAUAUUCAGACGACGAGAGCGAGGAGGACGAGUUGGAGGAAUGGACCGAUGUUGAGGCAGUCUACGCGGCUCCCGGCGCACAGGACGAUACAUCCGCUUCUCACACUGCUCCAAAAGUCCGACACGCUGACGGUCAGUCGGAAGAGGAGGACUCAGACCAAGAUUGGAUUCUACCGGGCUCUCGCAAAAGGAAAAAUAAACGUUCAUCUGCCAAUCGAAGAUUAAAAUCGUUCCAACAUAAGGUGCAAAGCAUUACGGAAAAAACCGGUGAUUCGCGAGGUAAACAUGGUGGAUCUAAUAUCGAUGUGUCCGCAACAAACAAAGAGGAUCCUAAGCAAGCAGUGUCUUCCGCGAACACAGUCUGCAAACUCGAAUCUGUCAAGAGUGUGCACUCGGAACUGGAUAUUAAAGAUGAGGGUCCAAUCUAUGAAUCCGGUUCAAAUCAUUAUGAACAAAACAACUAUGGACCCACGAAUCCACAACAGAACUAUUAUUACGUGAUGCAACAGAAUCCUGGAAUUGCCGCGGGAGGGAAUGUCAUGCCUCCGCUAGGAACUCCGAUGAUGCAACAGAGUGUGAUUGUUCAGGGAAUCGCGUCGCCGCAGGUUCAAAGCUACUAUGUGCAACCAGGUGCGCAGACGAGUUACGUGAUGCAGAAUCCACAGACAAAUUUUCUACCUGUCGCUCAACAGCAGCCCGUCUUUCCACAGCAAGGCCCACAGAUGAUACCGACUCAACCAUAUGUUAACAGCGUGAGUUACGUACCCUAUAUGGUAGCUACGACUACGCAGCCUCAGGAAUAUAUGGUUGCAUCAAUAACAAAUCAGCAAAAUUCAUCGAAACCGCAGAAUAGAUGCAAUCAGAACAAUAGAUACACGACGACAUCGCGACAGAACUCGCAACAUCCUAACGGUAUGGUGAUAAGAGGUAAUAAUGUACCUGUCAGAGACACUCAAAGAGCCACUAGCUCAAAACCUAGAGGCAACGUUUCUCAACAACGUACAUCCAAGUCACGACGAAAAGCACCACAAACAUCCAGUACGGAGAACAGCGGCCAGAAGACCACGUCUCUGAUCGUGCUUAGCGAUAGCGAUGAUGAGAUAGAGAUGAUCAUCACCGAAAAAACUAGCACGGAGAAAGAGUCUAGAUCGGUGCAAGCUCAAAGAAAUGUUAAUCAAUCUAAGCAGAAACCUGUAAUUACUUCGGACAUCACUGUCGCAUCGGCGAAAGGCGUCAUCCCACCUCAGAUCAUUCAACGAAUGAAUCAAGGUGGUAUAUCCAUUACACCGAUAAAAAAUACACCUCCGCCACCAACGACGAACGGCAAUACGCAAUUAGUGGUAGUCGUGAACGAGACCGGAAGCCACUACGCCCUUGCAUUACCCAAUGGCAGCAAGCUUAUACUUACUCCAGAACAGGUAGCGCAAAUUAGAGCUUCGAAUGGAGGAAAACUGAUCUUGUAAAACAUGUGUAAUAAUAUUAUAUAUAGCAAUUACUGAUCAACCUGGACUACAUAUGUAUCGUACAUAUUUUGGUCCUGUUUUCCGAUUCAAUCCGUAAUUGAAGGUAAAAUGUGAUACACGUGUGAAUCGAUAGCUUUGCUUUUCAAGUACACUUUUCAUAUUAGGAUUGCGAACCAGAGAGUAUUCUGAUUUGAAUAUUCUCCGAAUAUAUUUAUGCUGAUUUAUAAAGUAAAUUUCUACAGAUGAGAUAUUCUUUGUUACGUGAUGUACAAUUUUAAUAUUGUUUUUUAGUUUUAUUCUCUCUCGCGCUGUGUAUACAAUACAUAUAUAUGUGUCGGGAAAAUUCGUAUUCAACUGUAAUAAUGCUAUCUUACGAUAAAUAGUUGGUGGGAAAAAUAUUAUAUCUUUAGACAUUAAUUCUCAAAGUUUUACAAAAGGAACAGCGAAUAAACUAAUUAUGCGCUAUAUUUCCUAGAAAAAAUGACUCUGCAGCACGUAAAUAAUAAUUGAUUUUUACACGUAGAAUAAACUCAUCCAAAUAGUAACAAGUUACUAUUACACACAUCGAAUGUGAAGAAUUAGCAUUAGCUAUUGUUCUUUGCACAUUUAAUAUCAUAUUAAAAAUUAAUAUUUUAAAUUAAGAUGUUAAUUAGAGAUUUUAAU